Ostertagia ostertagi is the source of this 1062-nucleotide messenger RNA. Lineage: Eukaryota; Metazoa; Nematoda; Chromadorea; Rhabditida; Trichostrongylidae. The record is from the annotation of a GenBank genome assembly.
AUGAAACUUAUAAAACGAGGAAUAGAAAAGAACGGGCCGGGAUAUGUCGCUCUCAUCCCGGAAGAUUCCGAGGACAUGUGGCAUAUAUACAAUCUGAUACGUGUUGGUGACGUUGUCCGCUGUAAAACUAUCCGUAAGGUAGUCACUGAGACAUCAACUGGCACAACUUCUAGUCAGCGAAUGCACACCGUACUUACGAUAAAUGUGGAAGCAAUUGAUUUUGAUCCUGGAGCAAAUGCUCUUCAUCUGAAGGGUCGAAACAUUCAAGAGAACGAUCUGGUGAAACUCGGAGCCUAUCAUACCCUAGAUUUGGAACCUAAUCGAAAGUUCACUCUGGAAAAGACUGAAUGGGACACAAUCGAUUUAGAGCGCCUCGACACUGCACUUGAUCCGACUGCUCAGGCAGAUGUUGCUGCUGUUGUUCUUCAUGAGGGAAUGGCUCAUGUCUGUCUUCUCACUCCUGCCAUGACUUUAGUGCGAGCGAAAAUUGAUAUGCAGAUUCCUCGAAAACGAAAAAACUUCACUUCUCAGCAUGAGAAAGGCAUCCAACGGUUCCUCGACGCGGUUUCUGCGGCGUUUUUGCGACACGUCAAUUUCAAUAUAACAACUGAACAACGUGCAAAGUUCAUGCUGACACAUUCUAGCAGUGGUUUUAAACACGCUUUGAAAGAGGUACUUGAAGACCCAGCCGUAGCUAUUCGACUAGCUGACACUAAGGCACAAGCUGAAGUGAAGGCGCUCAAUACUUUCUUCGAACUUAUGUCAACAGAGCCAGAUCGGGCCUUCUAUGGUUACAAACACGUGUUAAUGGCCAAUAAGGAACAGGCGAUUGAGACGCUAUUACUUUCGGAUUCACUCUUUCGAUCGCAAGACCUAGCAACGAGGAAACGUUAUGUAGCACUUGUGGAAAGUGUGCGGGAACAGAAUGGUACUGUGCUAAUAUUCUCGUCAAUGCACGUGUCGGGUGAGCAGCUGAGCCUUAUUACUGGGUGUGCGGCCAUUCUUCGUUUUCCAAUGCCCGAUAUCGAAGACGAUGCAUUGAGUGAUGAGGAACACCCGUAA